Molecule: messenger RNA, 1318 nt
Organism: Chanos chanos (milkfish)
Lineage: Eukaryota; Metazoa; Chordata; Actinopteri; Gonorynchiformes; Chanidae
Gene: rnft1
Product: ring finger protein, transmembrane 1
Exons: 9
Coding region: 47-1300 (417 amino acids)
Biological process (GO): positive regulation of ERAD pathway
Cellular component (GO): endoplasmic reticulum
Molecular function (GO): ubiquitin protein ligase activity
Source: RefSeq, a predicted model, not a curated record
GUUCACUGUAUUUUGAAGAUUAAUUAAUGGAUAUCAAAGAUUUAUCAUGAAACUCCGGUCUCAGUAUGAGAGAAGAGAUUCCAAUGAGUACAGAAGAACACUAAAACUAAGGGAAUCACCAACUGUGAUGCAGCCAGAAGGGUCUUCUCAGGGAGGCAAUGGGUUAACUCUAAAUCUACAACCAGAGCUUUUAGUCCGAACGCCAGGGGCAGGGAGCAUCAAUCCCCCAGAGGCCGGAGAGACAAGGGUUCACAUCUCCAGCCCAGCGGGAGAGAGCGGCGGACGGUCGGCCUCUCGAAGGCCGCGAGCGCACAGCCACACCCACUCUCACAGUCAUGGCCACACCCACUCUCACGAACCCGAGCCAGACCCCAGAGACGCUGACCAGGAGUCGGGGGAGCCCAGUACCUCUUUCUCUGAGCUGCGCUACAUCUUCCACUGGGUUCAAAAGAGUCUUCCAUUCUUAGCUAUACUAUGUGCUAAAGUGGUUAUUCAGCACGCUCUGGGUCUCGCUGUGGGGGUAGGCCUGUUUACAACCUUCUUGUAUGUAAACAAAAACAUCCGAACCCAGGUUUUUCUCCAGGGACGAGCUUCAAGGCUGCAGUGCGUAUGGCUGCUGCUGUUCCUGACCUUUUCCACUCUACUGCUUUAUUACACUUUUCGUGAGGAGAUGCUUUAUUACUGUCUCAUCUUUGUGAACCAUAGUGCGGAGCCGCUGGGGUUCUGGGACGUCCUCUGGGCUGUAGGUGUGACCAAUUACGUAGUGAAGUUCCUCUUCAUGGGGUUAAAGUGCCUUAUUCUCCUUCUCCCCUCUUCCCUCAUGGCUUACAGGACAAGGGGUCAGUGGUACAUGCUGACAGAGGAGGUCGGUCAGGUGUACCAGGUGAUAGCCCCCGUGCCGUGCUGGUUCCGUUACCUGGUAACCUAUCAGGAGAUGGACGGUUUUCCCGGGAUAACUCUGGGAAUCCUGCUGGCUUUGCUCUAUCUCAUACUCAAACUUUUAGGAUUGUAUGGACAGUGGAGUUCUCUGCAGAAGACCAUGAGAGUAUUUCUGAGUGCUGAGCAUAACGGAGCUCCUGCCACCAAGGCCCAGUGCAGUGAGGCUGGAGACGUCUGCUCUAUCUGCCAGGCUGACUUCAGAGAGCCGCGUGUUCUCCUGUGCCAGCAUAUUUUCUGUGAAGAAUGCAUCGCUCUGUGGUUAAACCAGGAGAAGACCUGUCCACUGUGUCGCACUGUGAUCACGGACAAGGUCCACAGGUGGAAAGACGGCUCCACUUCUCCUUAUCUACAGGUUUACUAAGACCAGUGGACGGGACAG